Molecule: messenger RNA, 1738 nt
Organism: Ceratina calcarata
Lineage: Eukaryota; Metazoa; Arthropoda; Insecta; Hymenoptera; Apidae
Gene: Smyd3
Product: SET and MYND domain containing, class 3
Exons: 6
Coding region: 352-1665 (437 amino acids)
Cellular component (GO): nucleus
Molecular function (GO): protein binding
Source: RefSeq, a predicted model, not a curated record
GUUUAAAUGAAAGUAAGACACGCACACUUGUGCAUAGUACACUACAUACACACACGUAUACAUAUACCUUCUUUUACAACGUUCCUUUUUUAACCAUAUCCUACGCAUGGAAUUAUUUGUCCAUACAUUUUUAUAAUAUUUUCUUUUUUUAAUUAAAUGGAGAUUGUUAAUGAACUAUAUUUAAUCGAUACCGCAGUUGCAGUUACCAAUUCUUCUAAUAUUAGGUUACACGUACGUUAGAUUGUAAGACUGCUGAUAAUUUCAUAUACAUAUCUGCGUUUAUGCUAUUUUAAAUUACAACUGUAAUUGUUUAAAAAUUAUUGAUACUAAUAAGGCAAAGCUCGUUUAAAGAUGAAUAAAAGUGGAAACGUGAUGAAGAGAGGCACUACCAUUUUUACCGCGAAACCAUUUGCUUAUAUUCUCAGUUCGAAAUACAGGACCGAUCGGUGCGAUUAUUGUUUGAAAAGUGGAAAGCUCUCUAAAUGCUCUGCCUGUCAAUACGUUUAUUACUGCAACCGAAAUUGCCAACAAAGUUCUUGGCGUACACACAGCAAGGAAUGUGCAAAUUUAAAGAGGAUCUCGCCAAAAGUUGUGCCAGACGUGGCACGACUCAUGGCACGUAUAAUUAUAAAAUUAAAUCAAGGUGGAAGCGAUGAAGUAGGAUAUUACAGUGACACAGGUUGUAGAAAAUUUAAGGACUUGAUGUCUCAUUAUACUGAUAUCAAAAAAGAUGAAAAGAAAAUGGAACACUUUGUGUGUCUAUGUGGCGUUUUGUUCGAAUUUCUUGGAGACACGCUCAUGCCAAACUCUGCAGAACUGAUUGGAAUUUAUGGCAGAAUUUGUAUUAACUCUUUCAAUAUAUUUGACUUAGACAUGAAUAGUAUCGGUGUUGGCAUUUACUUGGGACCCUCUAUCAUGGACCAUAGCUGCAAGCCUAACGCUGUAGCUACCUUUGAAGGAACUACUAUAAUUGUAAGAACAAUAGAAGAUCUACCUUGUUUAGACUGGUCUCAGAUCAGGAUAUCUUAUAUUGAUACACUUAAAACAACGAGCGACAGGCGAGCAGAACUGAGAAGUUCAUAUUAUUUUUGGUGUAACUGUGAAAGAUGUGAAAAACCAGAACCAACGGAAGAAGCAGCAGCAUGUCCAAGUGGAUCUUGUACAUAUCCUUGCUCCCUUGAUUCAGUUGUGUGUGAAAAUUGCAAUACUAAAUUUCCAGGAAACUACCAAGAAUCCUUUAACGAAGUAUCUGAUUUUACUGCACAUCAUUUACAAAACAUGAAGAAUAUGGCAUAUCUAGAUGUGAGUAAGAUGUGUCUCAAGAAACAAGCGGGUGUUUUACAUGCUCUUAAUAUCCAGCAUGUGCAAACACUACAAACUGCCUUUGAUUCUUCCGUGAGUUUACAGCACUGGGAAGAAGCUGAAACAUAUGGCAAAAGACUUAUCAACGGUUACUUAACAUAUUAUGGAGAAAUUCAUCCACUGACUGGGAUACUGUAUAUAAUGAUAGGAAAGAUUCAGUUAUAUCUGGAAAAGCCAAAUCAGGCUCUUGAAACGUUGAAGAAAGCCAGUUCAAUAGUAACAAUAACUCAUGGAGACCAACAUACUUUGAUACGAGAGAAUUUAAAACCAUUAUUAUAUCAAGCAACUAUGGAAGGAACUUGAUGUUCUUGAUAGUUUAUAAUAGUAUUUAUUACACUGUGUCAUUUACAAUAAACAAUUUGAGUAAAUAAGAAAA